UGUGUGGAGGGAGGGGUGAAGCGAGCAGUCGGAGGCAGGAGCGUUGGAUUAUUAGACUCAGUGAAGACGGGAUGAUGAUGGUUGGACAGAGAAACACAGCGAGACACUGAUAUAAACGCACGUGACGGACACACACACGCACAUACGACUGUUACAACAUGGGGGCGGUUGUCGGAACACUGAGCUUACAGACGAGACAGAGACGACCAUCAAGAGCAACAAUGUUCGGAUCUUCAAACAAUGAUAGGGUGUGUGAUGAUCUGGAGCUGUCUGUAGUGUGUCAUCGUCCAGAGGCUUUGGACCUGCUGGAGGCUCAAUCAAACUUCAACAGGAAAGAGCUGCAAGUGCUGUACAGAGGCUUUAAAAACGAAUGUCCCAGUGGCGUGGUCAACGAGGAGACGUUCAAACAGAUCUACUCGCAGUUCUUUCCUCACGGCGACGCCAGCACAUACGCACAUUACCUGUUCAACGCCUUCGACUCUUCCCAAAGUGGAUCAAUCAAAUUCGAGGACUUUGUAACGGCUCUGUCCAUCUUGUUGAGAGGAACAACAACAGAGAAGUUACAGUGGACCUUCAACCUGUACGACAUUAACAAAGAUGGCUACAUUAAUAAAGAGGAGAUGACCGAUAUAGUGAAAGCCAUAUAUGACAUGAUGGGGCGCUUCACGUAUCCCGCUCUGAAGACCGACACCACCAAACAGCACGUGGAUGCUUUCUUUCAGAAAAUGGACAAGAACAGAGAUGGAGUCGUCACUCUUGAUGAGUUUAUUCUCUCCUGUCAAGAGGAUGAAAACAUCAUGCGAUCAUUGCAGCUCUUUGAGAAUGUGAUAUAGAGCCAGAGGAAGAGGAGGAUGAAGGGCAGAAAAGGGAAAUUAGUCAGAGAAAGAAACCAAUGAACUCUUGAAUCUGACCGGUUUUCAGUUAAAAAUAAACAAGAGAAAUAACUUUUACUCCUUCAACACGGUAAUUCUGGAAGUGUGACCGACGUCAGACAGCGUCACAUGCCGCCGGAAAACCGACACGUCUUUGUUAUGAACCCUCUGUGUUUGACCUCGUUCUGUUGCAGAUGUGAAAAUGAUGUCUAUAACCUAAGAAAAGGAAGUAGUUAAAAGAGCAUGUGAGUAAUUGUGUUCACGAAGGCCCAGCCCAAAAAACUUUGAUUUGAAAAUAUGUCAGUGAUGUUUGAUGCAUCCGAGCUUUUUAACCAGUUGUCCAUGGAUUUGGGAACGUGACCUCUGAAUCACUCGACCUGUGAUCUGAUAAUCCUCCAAAAGAUGUGCUGAAUCGUGUCCGUCAUUUAGGUAGAAAUGUCCUAAUCCAGUAUUAUAACCAGUGUCUAUAGCUGGCUGUCUGCAGAAGUGUGUGACGGCGGUGUGUUUGACAGUUUCUGUGUCCUGCGCUCGUGCAUCGUGUCAUCCGUGUCUGAUCAUCCCUGCUCGAUCCGAUGUGUGCUCAUGUCCAUUAUUUCUGAUGGUCUCAUCACUUGUACCCGUCUCUGUCCUACUCGAAGAUCUGCUUUCUGAUUGGUCUGUUUGUCGACAUCAUGUCCAGGUCACAUUUCACCCCAGUAUCCUCAUUAACGAAACACUGAUUCAUUUAAAUAUGCAAAUUACUUUUUUUAUUUUUUUUUCGGGGUGAAAUAUGACUAAUUGGCUUUGUGCAGAUGGCAAUGAAGAUUUUGAUUGACAUGUGCCGUAGCAAACUUUAGCAGUCACUAUAUUUGUUUGUGUGUUUAACUUUUAUUUAUAAAAAAAAACACUAUUUUUUUUAUUUACUGCGUGAAAGCUGUGAAUUGCCAAAACUUAUACUGUUUUAUACAGCCAUAAUGCCACCUUACUGUGAAGAGAGAGAGAGAGAGCAAGAGAAAAAUAAUAAUAAUUAAAUAAGACUGUGAUUGAUUAGUCCUGACAGGCUCAAAAUCCAUUUGACUAAAUCUAACUGAUGCAUAUCUGAGCAAAA
This is a messenger RNA of Pimephales promelas (fathead minnow), 1959 nucleotides long. RefSeq names its product Kv channel interacting protein 1 a (gene kcnip1a). The record is from RefSeq and is a predicted model, not a curated record. Gene Ontology annotation, cellular component: voltage-gated potassium channel complex. Gene Ontology annotation, molecular function: potassium channel regulator activity; transmembrane transporter binding; calcium ion binding. Lineage: Eukaryota; Metazoa; Chordata; Actinopteri; Cypriniformes; Leuciscidae. Gene Ontology annotation, biological process: regulation of potassium ion transmembrane transport.